Molecule: messenger RNA, 750 nt
Organism: Lasiodiplodia theobromae
Lineage: Eukaryota; Fungi; Ascomycota; Dothideomycetes; Botryosphaeriales; Botryosphaeriaceae
Exons: 2
Coding region: 1-750 (249 amino acids)
Source: RefSeq, a predicted model, not a curated record
AUGAAGUUCCAUCUUUUCUUCCUCGCGGCCAGUAUUAGCUGUGCCAGCGCGCAAACACACACCACCACCAUCACCGAGAACAGUACGACCACGACUGCCAUCAAAACACCACCCAGCACAAUCACAAAAGGGUACCUCAACCGGCUAGACUUCUGGGCUUACCCCGAGGCGUCCAUCGUCCACAUCAACGCAUCCGACAUGAGCGCAACCACCUACCUCAUCAACUGCCCCACACCUAACACCGCCACCACCACGUCAUCGUCCUCCACAAGCCCAACCGCCAUCUAUCCUUCCACCCAGCCAGACGACUGCAAUCUCCCCUCUACAGGCAUGACAUUGGUGGAGGGUCCCGAUACGAUGCGAUACACGUCCACGAACACGGCGCCCGGCUCGUCCAGCACCAUUACCGAGGACUGCACCAUCUGGUGGGAAAAGCAAAAGUGGUGGUGCUCGUGGAACAAAGAGGGCGACGAUGUGCCGGAGACGGUGAGCGUGGGGUCGACCACGUACACGGGCGCCCCUCCUUCCUCGUUGUUCAACAGGAUGCAGGUGACAGCGGGUAUAGAAAAGAUAGAGGCCGCGAGCUCGAGUAACUCAGAGAUAAGGUGGAGCAGUCUGAAUGGCCUUAUACCCAAGACUACGUCGUCAUCGGCUGGUGCUGCUGCGGCUACGGGUGCACCGAUGCAUGUGAUUCCGGCCAUGGGAUUGGCUGGUGCUGUGGGUGCACUCGCUGCCGCUGUAGCACUGUAA